AUGUCAACUGAAACCGAAAAUAACAAUCAGGUUGAUAGACCAAUUUGGUAUGAACCAUUCUUGGAUCGUGGUUUAGUUCCGGAUUUUUUACUUCGAAGAGCAAUUAGAGUCUUAUUAAAGGAAAGAUUAAGUUGGAUUCAGUUAGGAGAUGUAGCAAAGAAUCAUCAAAGAAAAAUCGCUUACGUUAAUUCAUUGAAAGAAAGGCCAAUUGCCGAGCAUACCGAACAAGCUAACAAACAACAUUAUGAGGUUUCCACAGAGUUUAUGAAGAUUUGUUUGGGAAGAAGAAUGAAAUAUUCUUGUUGCCUUUUUCCAAACGGAAAUGAAAGUUUGGACGCGGCAGAAGAAGCAAUGUUGGAAUCAUAUUGCAUCAAAGCUCGGUUGUCGGAAGGAAUGGAAAUCCUUGAUUUAGGUUGUGGUUGGGGAAGUUUGUGUUUGUAUUUGUGUGAGAAAUAUCCAAAUGCGAAAAUCACAGCAUUGUCCAAUUCAAACACCCAAAGACAAUAUAUCGAGUCAAUCGCGCAACAGAAGGGAUUUAAAAAUCUAAAAGUCAUCACUGCGGACAUCAAAGAAUUUGAAUUUGAAACUUUAACUCAAUUUGAUCGUAUUAUGUCGAUUGAAAUGUUUGAACAUAUGAAAAAUUAUGAAUUUUUAUUUACCAAAAUUUCAAAAUGGAUUAAAUCAAAGGGAUUGUUGUUUAUUCACAUAUUUUGUCACACCGAUCAACCAUAUGAUUUUACCAUUGGUGAUGGUUGGAUGUCAAAAUAUUUUUUUACGGGCGGAACAAUGCCUUCCGCUGACUUGUUACUUUAUUUUCAACGUCAACUACAUUUAGCUGAUCAAUGGAUUAUUAAUGGUAAUCAUUAUGGUCAAACUUCCGAAGAAUGGUUAAAAUUAAUGAAUAAAAAUAAAAAGGUUGCUUUGGACUAUCUUGCCGAAACUUAUGCAUCCGAUGAACUCUUAAUCGUACAUGAUUUACUCGGUCUCAUACAAGACCAUUUGAUCAACGUAAAAACCGAAUGGUUAAAGGUGAACUUUUCAACAGUUUUACACGUGGUGUUUGAAAGAGAAGCUUGUAAAGAUUUACAAGAUUAUUGUAUGGAUAAGAUUUGUUGGAAUCCGAAAAUAAUUUUUGAUGAUGCACAAGUCUUAAAAUUUGAGGAGUACGUUCUUGUAUCAUUAUUAAAACAUGAUAAUUUACAAAUUGAAGAGAUUGAACUAUGGGAUUACUUAAUUAAAUGGGGUAUAGCUCAAUUAGGAAAACAGAGAGAAUAUUUAGAGGAAGAUGAGGAUGAACCUCCUUCCCCCCCCUUAAAUGAUAUCAACGAUUUAUCGAAAUGGGAUGAGCGAGAUUUACAAGAUUUAGGAGAAAUAUUAAAAGAUUGUAUACCAUUAAUUAGAUUUUCUGAAUUUUCCAGAGGGGAAUUCUAUGAUAAAAUUUGGCCUUUAAAAGAUAUUUUGCCUUUAGAAUUAAAACAAGACAUUUCGUUAUUUCAUAAAAAUCUUGAAAUUUUACCCAAAUCACUUUUAUCCCCAAGGAAACCCAUAAUCUCAAUUAAUUCAAAUAUUAUUAAACCACAACAAGCUUCCAAAAUCCCUGAUUGGAUUAAUGAUCAAGAUCAUGUACAAUUAAAUUCACGAUUUAAUACGGAUAGGGCCAUCUACGAUGAUCCUUCGUUUGGUCCUUGUUUUGGUAAGACUGAUUUAGAUAUGAGGAGACAAUUUAAUGAAGAAAAUUGUUCUGCUAAACAACAAUGUUAUAAACAAUCAAUUGCCGAUACUUCGAAAUUUGCCGUGGAUGAUUAUGAAGUAUUUCAGGUUUUACGUCAUACCUCGGGAUUCCUUACAAAUCCACAGAGCCAAGUUCCGCUAGCCGAACUUCCAAGUGAGACAGGAUUUCCGCAAGAGUACCCAUCAUAUGAUAACGAUUCUGAGUUUGAUGUUUUUGAUUUUUAUGAAUAG
Funneliformis mosseae is the source of this 1962-nucleotide messenger RNA. The record is from the annotation of a GenBank genome assembly. NCBI's taxonomy places the organism in Eukaryota, Fungi, Glomeromycota, Glomeromycetes, Glomerales, Glomeraceae.